AAUGGUGUUUUUCUGGAAACCGGAAGAAGCGCUAACCUUGACGUGCGAGUAGUGAAACACAUGCGCUGCUUUUUGAGGGAAAAAAAGCUUGACAUUUAAUAAUUCCUGCCAAUUUCAUUGAGCGCAUUAACAAGAACAACUUUAAUGUCCUCCAGUAAUUCUCCGGUAGGAGUUGAACUGUAACGCUUACAUGUUUUUGUGCUUAAACGCCGUCUUCUAAGCUAGCUUAAUUAGUGGCUAGCACGUACCACAUAAAUACUGCACCCCAUGGGGUAGUUUAAUAUCGCCUGCUGUCCAGUCAUGAGGAGCCCUUUUCUGUUCGUCACCAGGAGCUGUAAGACUGUUCACAGUCUGAAACAGACCCAGUUUGUCUCACCAGUUUCAGCUCUGGAGAGACAUCAGAGAGUCGUGUUUAGAUACUCGAGCACACGUUCCUGCGACGACAACAAGAACUACUACAUCACAACUCCCAUCUUCUAUGUGAACGCUUCUCCGCAUUUAGGACACUUGUAUUCAGCUGUCAUAGCUGACUGCUUUCACAGGUACAAGCUUCUUCAGGGCUUCAACUCAAAGUUUGCGACAGGUACUGACGAACAUGGCAUGAAGAUCCAGCAAGCUGCAGACAUUGCCGGAAAAGACCCCCUGACCUUCUGCUCUGAUGUGUCGGAGAGAUUCAAGCAUCUCUUCAGCAGCUGCAACGUGUCAUUCACAGACUACAUCAGAACCACCGAGCGCAGACACUGUGAGGCCGUGAAGCAUUUCUGGUCAGUGCUCUGGAACAAAGGGCUCAUCUACAAGGGGAGUUAUGAAGGCUGGUACUCCACACAAGAUGAAAGCUUCCUCACGCCGUUGCAGGUGGGAGACGCUUUGGACUCAUCUGGGAGGGAGAUCAAAGUAUCGCUGGAGAGCGGACACAAGGUUGAGUGGAUGAAAGAGGAGAAUUACAUGUUCCGUCUGUCUGCAUUUCGGUCUCAGCUGCUCGAGUGGCACAGAGGAAAUCCCCGGGCCAUACAGCCCGAGCGUUUCCACCAGGCUGUUCUCCAGUGGCUGCAGGAGGACCUUCCGGACCUCUCUGUCUCCCGCCAGAGAAACCGCCUUCAGUGGGGCAUCCCAGUCCCCGGUGACGCUGAACAAACCAUCUACGUUUGGCUAGAUGCUCUGGUGAACUACCUCACAGUUGCCGGCUAUCCAGAUAAACAUGACCAGUGGUGGAACGUGGCCCACCACAUUGUUGGAAAGGACAUCUUAAAAUUUCAUGCCAUCUACUGGCCAUCGUUUCUCCUCGGGGCCGGACUGCCGCUGCCACAGACGAUACAUGUGCACUCACACUGGACAGUAGGGGGGAAGAAGAUGUCUAAAAGUUUGGGGAAUGUGGUGGAUCCUCUUGAACGCUCACAGAUGUUCACAACUGAUGGAAUGAGGUACUUUCUCUUGCGUCAGGGCGUCCCAGACUCAGAUUGUGAUUACACAGAUGACAAAGUUAUUAAGGUGCUCAACGCAGAGCUCGCAGAUUCUCUGGGUGGUCUGCUGAACCGCUGCACAGCUCCAGCUCUUAACCCAGCUCAGGUGUACCCCUCUUUCUGCCCCCAGUCCUUCCCACGGGAACAGGGAGGCAGGGCUGUGGUUGAAGACUACCACAUGUUGGAUGCUGUGCAACAUCUCCCUGCUGUGGUGGCGCAGCACUAUGAGAGCAUGCAGGUGUACAAAGCUCUGGAGGCCAUCAGUGCCUGUGUGAGGCAAACCAACGGGUUUGUUCAUCGCCACGCGCCUUGGAAGCUGGACAGGACGGACAGCAAAGACCAGCGCUGGCUAGACACCAUCAUCCAUGUCUCCCUUGAAUGCCUCAGGAUAUAUGGCACACUACUACAGCCAGUAGUGCCAGAGAUUUCUAACAAGCUGCUGUCCAGACUGGGGGUGCAACAAGGCAGGAGGAGCUGGGCUGAUGUGAACUUCCUGCCAAGGUAUCAGGGAGCAGACUGUCCCUUUGAAGGAAGAGCGCUGGGAUCGGACUCUGGGGUGCUUUUUAGUCGUUUGGAGAGUCCGAAUGUAGAUCAACAAAAAGCAAAGAAAAACAAAAAGGCAUCAAAACUGAAAUGAGGAACUGUUUUAUGUUUGCUGUAACUGAUUCAACCAAUAAAGAAAGAAAACUCUAUCUUCUGUGAGGGGUUCAUCAUCUUCA
Molecule: messenger RNA, 2179 nt
Organism: Acanthopagrus latus (yellowfin seabream)
Lineage: Eukaryota; Metazoa; Chordata; Actinopteri; Spariformes; Sparidae
Gene: mars2
Product: methionyl-tRNA synthetase 2, mitochondrial
Exons: 3
Coding region: 301-2097 (598 amino acids)
Biological process (GO): methionyl-tRNA aminoacylation
Molecular function (GO): ATP binding; methionine-tRNA ligase activity
Source: RefSeq, a predicted model, not a curated record